AUGAAUAAUCCAACAGUAUCAGAACAACUACAGGGUUUCCCUGUAUUUCAAAUGUGUAUAAUAAUGUUAUUAAGAUUAGCUGAACCAAUAGCAUUUUCAAGUUUUUUAAGUUAUAUUUUUUUCAUGAUUAAAAGUUUUAGAAUCACCAAAAAUGAUGCUGAAGUUUCUAAAUAUAGUGGAUAUUUAGCAUCUGCUUUUUCAUUAAGUCAAUUUUUCAGUUCUGUUCCUUGGGGUAAAGCUUCUGAUAAAUGGGGUAGAAAACCUGCUAUAUUAAUUGGCUGUUUGGGUACUGCUUUAUCGAUGGUAUUAUUUGGAUUUAGUUGUAAUUUUUUUAUGGCUUUUGUUUCAAGAAUAUUAAUGGGAUUAUUAAAUGGUAAUGUUCCUAUAAUGAGAACCACAGUGGGAGAAAUUGCAGUUGAAAAAAGACAUCAAGGAAUAGCAUUUUCAAAUUUAAGUUUAAUUUGGGGGUUGGGGAAAUGUAUUGGAGCAUAUCUUGCAGGACAUUUAACUGAUGUUGAUCAUUUCAGGGAAUAUAGAAGGGAGGAGCAAAAUACAAAUUCAUUAUUUGUUAAAUUUCCAUUUGCUUUUACUAAUAUUGUUAUUGCAUUAUUAAUUUUUAAUGUGGUUAUUAUUGGGUGGUUAUUCUUGGAAGAAACUCAUGAUGAUUUAAGAACUAAAAGAGAUAGAGGUUUGGAGGUUGGUGAUAAGAUAAGAAAGUUAUUAGGAUUUGAAGUACCUGAUCGACCAUGGCAAACUAAAAAGGGAGAAAGUGCAGAAACUUUAAUUGAUAAUAAUUCCAUUGAUUCACUUGAAGAUAAUGAUUUUGAAAUGCAACUGUUUUCCUCAAAUGAAUAUAUCCCAAUAAAAGUUGAAACAGAACCAAGUAUAUUUACAUGGCCAAUAAUUCAUAGAAUUGCAUGUAAUUUUUUUAUAUCUUUUACAAAUAUCAUAUAUACUGAAUUUUUCCCCAUUUUUUUAGCUAAAACAAUGAUGCCUAAAUCAUUAAAAUUUCCAUUUCAUAUGAGAGGUGGGUUUGGGUAUAGUACUGAUGCAACUGGGAAAUUACUUUCAACUACUGGAUUAAUUGGAGUUAUUACUGUUAGUAUAUUGUUUCCAAUUAUAAAUAAACAUUUUUCAUUAUUAACAGGAUUCAAAAUUGGGUUGGCAAUUAUACCUUUACUAUUUUUUGCAUUACCAUUGAAUUUAUUUACUAUACCCGAAUAUAAUCAUUUAACAUCAAGUCACGCAUUAACCACAACCUUGUUAUAUAUAAAUGCAGGAUUUUUAUCCUUUUUUGGUUCAAUUAAUAAUUCCCAAAUGGUUCUCCUAAUACAUAGAGCUUCACCCAAAAAACAACGAGCUUUAAUCAAUGGUUAUACAAUAUCAAUAACUGCUUUAUCAAGAUUUAUAGCUCCACUAAUAUGGGGUUGGGUAAUGUCAAAAUUUGAUUUUAGUGGUACUGGAGGUAUUAGUUGGUGGUUAUUAGCUGGAGUAAGUGUAUUUGUAUUUGGACUAUCAUUUAUAUUAAACGAAGAUGAUGAACAUGAUUAA
Messenger RNA from Lodderomyces jiufengensis, 1551 nucleotides. RefSeq names its product MFS transporter. The transcript has a single exon. Lineage: Eukaryota; Fungi; Ascomycota; Pichiomycetes; Serinales; Debaryomycetaceae. The record is from RefSeq and is a predicted model, not a curated record. Gene Ontology annotation, molecular function: transmembrane transporter activity. Gene Ontology annotation, biological process: transmembrane transport. The coding region runs from base 1 to 1551 and encodes 516 amino acids.